CGCCAUCUACUGGAUAAUAUAUAUAUAUAUGUAGCGGCGUUCCGUCGUUAUUGUUUUUUUAAUCCGCUAAAGAGCUGCAGACACAGUGACACGCGGAUCACGUGCCAGCCCCUUUGACUCCUCCUCUCGCGAGACGUGACGCGGCUCGCGGGAUCCUCGGCAGCGACACGUCGGCUCCGGACCUGAAGACAAUCUGCACAUUUCUGCGGGGUCAUGGUGGGGUCUCACAGCCUCUUCCUGCUGCAGCAGCUCAACGUUCAGAGGGAGUUUGGCUUCCUGUGUGACUGCACCGUCGCCAUCGGCAACGUCUACUUCAAAGCUCACCGCGCCGUGCUGGCCGCCUUCUCCAACUACUUCAAGAUGAUCUUCAUCCACCAGACCAGUGAGUGCAUAAAGAUCCAGCCCACCGACAUCCAGCCGGACGUGUUCAGCUACCUGCUGCACCUCAUGUACACCGGCCUGAGCCCCCCGCAGCCGGUGGACCGCAGCCGGCUGCAGGACGGCAUCAAGUUCCUCCACGCCUACCAGCUGUGCCGGAAACCCGGCGAGGGCGGCGAGGGCGGCGAGGGCGGCGAGGCCGACGCAGACCUGGUCCGCAUGUCCAACCUGUACGGGAUCCAGAUCUCCUCCCAGCUGGCCAACAAGGAGGCAGCCGGAGUCCCCAAGACCACGGCGGUGUCCUGCAGGGCGCCGGAGGACGGCCCCCGAGGGGGGCGGGUCCGCCUCCCGCCUCGGGGCCUGAGGAUCCUGCCGACGCUGGCCUCGGCGCUACGCAACAACUGCUCCGUGGCGUCCGGAGAGGACUCGGACAUUUCCACCCGCAUCAAGCAGGAGGCGGUGGAGGAGGACGGGGGCGACGGCGAGGGGGGCGGCGAGGGGGGCGAGGUGCCGGGGGCGCCGCCUCAGGGCGCCGGUCUCCGGCUCAAAGACCGGGUCCUGCUGUGUCCCCGCUGUGGCGAGCGCUGCUCGUCCCCCGAGGCCCUGAGGGAGCACCUGUUCAGCCACCGGCUGAGGGAGGGGCCGGGCGGCGGCGGGGGGGCGGCGGCCCCGGAGCCGCUGGACGCCGGCUGUCUGCAGGAGGCGCUGAGGCAGAGCCAGGCGCUCGCCGACCAGCUGGCCGCCGAGCUGAGGCGCAGCAGGGGCGGCGGGGGGGGCGGCGGCCUGUCGCUCGCCGCGCUGCAGACCCGUCGGCGUAAGAUGGCGUGCGCCGUGUGCAGCCUGCGCUUCUCCCACCGCAGCCGGCUGCAGGAGCACAUGGACGCCCACGGCGCCGCGGCCCGCUGCCACCGCUACGGACGCCUCUUCCAGGCCUCCGCCCACUUCUGCGAGGGCGUCGCCGAUCUGGGGGGCGGAGCCUCGUCCGGCGACGCCCCCGCCGCGCUCUCCGAGGAGGCCAACAGGGACGUGCAGGACAACGGCAGCUCUUGCUACUCGCUGGACUCCGAGGUCUCCCAGGAGAGCGGGCUGGAGUGACCACUGGUUGACCUUUGACCUUCAGAACCGAUCAAUACACAACUAUUUAUACAAGCGAGGAAAGAAAACACAUCAUGAGAAUACUUCAUGAGACGGACCGACGAGACGGACCCACGAGACGGACCCAAGAGACGGACCCAUGAGACGGACCCAUGAGACGGACCGACGAGACGGACCCAUGAGACGGACCCACGAGACGGACCCACGAGACGGACCCAUGAGACGGACCCAAGAGACGGACCGACGAGACGGACCCACGAGACGGACCCACGAGACGGACCCAAGAGACGGACCGACGAGACGGACCCACGAGACGGACCCAAGAGACGGACCGACGAGACGGACCCAUGAGACGGACCGACGAGACGGACCCAUGAGACGGACCGACGAGACGGACCGAUGAGACGGACCCAUGAGACGGACCC
Messenger RNA from Pseudoliparis swirei, 1898 nucleotides. RefSeq names its product zinc finger and BTB domain containing 25 (gene zbtb25). Gene Ontology annotation, biological process: regulation of transcription by RNA polymerase II. Gene Ontology annotation, cellular component: nucleus. The record is from RefSeq and is a predicted model, not a curated record. NCBI's taxonomy places the organism in Eukaryota, Metazoa, Chordata, Actinopteri, Perciformes, Liparidae. Gene Ontology annotation, molecular function: DNA-binding transcription factor activity, RNA polymerase II-specific; protein binding; RNA polymerase II cis-regulatory region sequence-specific DNA binding.